AUGGAUCCAUUUGAAGUGAGAUUAGAAUUUAUAAGUUGCUUAAAAAAACUCAAUGCGUCACAACCUUACAUCAGAAAAUGUGUAAAAUAUGCAAUUCAAAAUAAAGGUUGUUACGAAGAUUUACAUAGAUGUAUAUUGGAAGUGAUGGAUCAAUUUACCAUCUUGCCACGAUUGAAUUUGCUUUAUUUCAUUGAUGCUUUAUUAGAGAAUUCAAAAUCUAUAAAUUUCAAAGGAUAUAUUGAACUCAUUAGACAGGAUUUAAAUAAAUUAAUCUUGGAUGUUACAAGUGGACCAAAUGGGUGUGAUAUACUUAAACGAAUGGAGGAGGAUCGUGAAAGAUCUAAACAUGUUAGGGAAGAGAUAUGGCAAAUUGAUUAUUCAAUCCCAAAUUUUGAAGCUGAAAUAUUAUGGGAAUCUACUUCAGAUUUAGAUGAAAAUGAUUUUGAGUGGAUAAGAAUUCAAAAUAAAAAAUAUUUCCCUAAUUAUACUUGGAAAAAAAACUUUGGAUUAAAUGAAAACUUUGAAAAACAAGAAGAACAAAAUUUUCUCUCUACUAGUAAUCACUCACCAAUUAGUUGA
This is a messenger RNA of Entrophospora candida, 579 nucleotides long. Lineage: Eukaryota; Fungi; Glomeromycota; Glomeromycetes; Entrophosporales; Entrophosporaceae. The record is from the annotation of a GenBank genome assembly.